GUGAUCAUGCUCUUCAACUUCCAACAAGAUUGAGUCCAAGAAUGUGGGCGACACCGGCAACGGGGAGUGGCUCUCGAACUCAGCAUGACGGAGGAGGAGGAGGUGCUGGCAGUUCGAGGCCUUCUUCAAGUAGCACAUUUGGUAGCAUUAUCCCGGCAGUAACAGGCAGUGCUAAAAAUGCAACAGCGAGGGUUCUUCCCUCACUUCUGGUCGAGAAUGGACAUGGCGCACAGCAGCAGCUUUCCAAGAAAGCAACGUCAAAGGAAGGCGGUACUGAAUAUUUUUUGUCUUAGAGAAUAGCUGGACUAGUAGAUGCCAUAGAUGGGAAUAUAGAAAACCGCAUGACUUAGUAAGCAAGAAUUCGAGUUCGAUGUUCAAGGUGUAAGGUCGUUGGAGCAAAGUCUUCUUUGGCGCUUCAGCCAACCGGUGUUUGGCAGCAUGGGAUUUCAUAGUCGCACAGCAGCAACACAUUCUCAACAUGAUUGGUUCUGUUGUGAGCAACCUCAGGUCAAAGUCUUCUUUGGCGCUUCAUCACAUUCUCAACAUGAUUGGUUCUGUUGUGACCAACCUCAGGUGACGAUCCAUCCCCGCCCGCGUCACCUGAGAGGACUGCUGCAAGACGUGGGAGGACGACGACGGUAGUGACUACUUCGACGAUAUCCAGUAGCGCAUCCUCUGUCGAGGAAGAAGACAAGGAUCAUCUCCACGUCUUUGCGAAUGGCAUCGCUGGCUAUACCAUGUUCCCGAUCUUCACCAGGCGCUUUCUAGUCAUCGCAGCUGGGCUGUGCUUGUUGCAGAACGUGGGGGAAGCUGCCGCGAACGAGUCGCUUGGCUUGUACACGCUUUUAGGGCCCGCGAUCGCCUACGUCUGCGUAUAUCUGAAUGCCGUGCUCCUAAUCAAAGACUAUCUUGCUGUGAACGAAAAGGAAGUAGAAGGUCCUCGGGGAAAUCCACCGGACAGCGUCAAAACAGCGAAAUCGACACAAGACCACGUAGAAAUCGGCGUGUCCUCGUCGAUAAAGGCAGAUGACGGAGAGCCACCAGCGGAUGAUGCAGAGGCAGCGCAACUGAUCGAGAAGCUCACACGAGAGCAAGAAAGCCCCAAGCUUUUCUUUUAAGGACGGAAGACAUAUUCAAAUUAUACAAGCAGCUUGUUCAUUAAAUUAUUUAAGCAAUCAUCUAUUUCCUUCAUCUCUAAUUCAUUUCAUUAUAGAUAGCACAUGAAGUUCGUUCUUACAUAUGUGAGUGCAUCUAGAUUUCAAGUUGUACCCACUUACUUAGACUCACUUCUAAUUCUAGAUCGUCGGCAAGUACUUUUUUUUCACGCUCUCUGCCUUUGCUUUAUCUGCGGAAAUUCUAGGUUGGGUGCUUUUGCGGCAGUGGUUCAUGGCUGGUCUUUGCUAUGUCGUAACCUUCUUCGUUGUAUGGCGGCGACUCAAUGGCGUCCAGCGUCGUGCGCUGCGGAGGCGCGAGCGGGUAGCGUCUGCUCUCACGGAGGUAUCGUCGGAGCCUACAGAGAAGCCGCAAUCUUCAGGUGACCCCGAGAUGCACCAGGGCUCAAUGGAGGUCGUGCGGACUACCACCACCAGUGUGGGGGAUGAGCCUCGUUUCGCUGUUCGCUCAGCAGGUCGUCGAUCAUCGGUGGGUGCAAUAAAGGAAAUGCUGUGGAAAAGCACUAGCGUGGAGGAGGAAAGGGACGAUAUGAACCUUGAAGACCUUCCUACUUCUGAUGAACAGGGCAGUCGCAGUACUAAAGCAGAAAGGGUAAGCAAAACGUCGACCAGAUCGAGUCGGUCUUCUGUGAGCAGUGUUGUACGAUUCCACGCACCGACAUCACUGACGCGGCGUCAGUUGACGCUUCUCUUCCGUGCAGCGUGGCUAACGUUUUUAACGUUUGCCUCAGCUCCCUUGAUCGUCGCAAGUGUGAUCAACCGCUUGGCUCUUCCGAGAAAACUCUGGGAUCUGAUUGAGGCUCAAAAUGAUUCAUUUCCAGUUGAUCUAUAGCCCGUCUAAAUGUUGCUCAGGAUCAUCAUUUCCAAGGGGCAUUGCCUUCUGUUUCCUCCUUGAAAAUGUGAAGAAAUGAACCGAGGAACAAAUGCAUUGUUUUGAAUGAGGUGUAUCAGUCUAAUCUGACCUCCAACUGGCCGUCACCGCUGAACGUGGAUCUCCGCUUUUUGCCGUUCACCCUUGGCAAGAGUGGCCUGCGUCUGGCGCUGCGUUACGCGAUUAUGUACGCUGAAUCCACGCUGGCAGCUGUUGGGUUGCAGUUAGACCGAAGCGCCGUCGCAAAUAUGUUGG
Amoebophrya sp. A25 is the source of this 2298-nucleotide messenger RNA. NCBI's taxonomy places the organism in Eukaryota, Dinophyceae, Syndiniales, Amoebophryaceae. The record is from the annotation of a GenBank genome assembly.